Molecule: messenger RNA, 3369 nt
Organism: Fraxinus pennsylvanica
Lineage: Eukaryota; Viridiplantae; Streptophyta; Magnoliopsida; Lamiales; Oleaceae
Source: the annotation of a GenBank genome assembly
AUGGCUAUGAAAUUUGAGGGCUUUUCGUUGCGAGAAUAUACCUCGAGGAUGAGAAGCGUUAACGUGGUAAAUUGUUGGCCUUUCGACGAGAGUGAUGAAGAUGUUAUAAAAUCAUUGCUCCCUCCGAUCACUGUCAAGAAAUUCACCUGGUGGUUCGAUGUACUUGAAUUGUUGCGUUCAGAAUCGAUUAAAGUCGAAAAGUCGAAACAGAAGAAGAAAAAAUUUCAAGAAAAGGGAGAACCAUCACUUAGAUAUCAAGAGUAUACAGAAGAGUCAGAUUUGGAUGCUGAAGAAUUCAUAGGAGAAGAAGCAAAGUUGAAGGCUUUAAGGGGGAAAAUGAAACCAAGGGCUCCAAAGAAAAGGUCAAUAAAGGAGCUUUUCGCGGUGGCGCCACCUGUGGAUAGAGUUAGUACUGAGGAGGAGGAGGAGGAGGAGGAGGAGGAGGACGACUUUUGCGAUUCCAAGGAAAUUAAAUGGGGCCUCAAAGGGAAGAGGAAUGAGAAGAAAAAGAAUAAAAAAGAGAUUUACUUAAGCAAGUUGAAGAAGCCAAAGAAUAAGAUUAACAAAUUCAAGAAGAAAAGCAAUUAUGAGAUGGGUCUAUCAGUUGUCAAUAAGGAGAUAUGUUUUAAGCUCCACCUGCAAUCUCGUGGUGGUGUUAAAGAGUUGGAUGUUGAUAUAUCUGAUGCUGUUCCGAUCCAUAAGGGGAAGCCAAAAGGGAAACGUUUGGAUGCUAAAAAGAAGACAAUAGCUUGUAAUUCUUCUAAUGUGACCGCAGAAAACGAAAAAUCAGUGUUUCCCGUCCGUAGAAGUUUAAAGAAUCACACUAAAGUAUUUCCGCUACUGCAACCAAGAAAUCCCAUCUUGCACAAGUCUAUUCAAGCCAAUCCACAUGGAACACAGCAGGUGAACAAACUCAAUUUCUCAGAUAAGGACGACAUACUAGGAUGUCAAGUGUUAACAACGACUCGUGGUUCAGAUUCUGACACGAUUGCUUCUUCUUUAUUGGAAGAUCAUGCUGGAGAGAUAGGCAAUAAUUUGACUGUUAUAGAAACAAGCGGAAGUGAAGAUAUUUCUGGUGGAACUGAAAAUGGGCAUGGUGCUCAAUCUGUAAGUAAAAAGCAGUUGACUAUUGCAUGCCAUGAAUUUGAUACUUCUAACAUCGUGAACAAACAUAGCCACGAUAGACUGUUUGGCACAUCUGUAAACUCAUAUCAAAGUGCACUGCAAGGCAUGAAUUUACAUUUGUUUGAAAGAGGCCAUAGAGAAGCAUUUCACAAUCCUUUGCGGGCUUCUCCUCGUCCGUUCUUUUGUAUGUAUCCAGAAGGACAUAAAGAAAACCCGAGUAUCGAAGUGAUUAGAAAUUCAUCAAGUGCUUACAAUAACUGCGGAGGAUUGAUCGAACAUCUAGGGGAUCCCGGUCGCAGAUUUCCUCCAUUGUGUUUCGAGGAUUAUCCAAAAGCAUAUAAUGAGCCUUUUGUCCCGAAUUUAUAUAAAUUGGAGAAAAGAUCAAACAUGCCUCGAUUUCCCCCACAAAGUACCAUAGAGAAUCAUAGUGUUCACGCCUUCGAGUAUCAAUCAUUUCCUCAUAUGUCGUCCAAGGAAUUGCAGACGACUUUAUGUGCCCUUCCGGAAGUGAACCAAAAAAGAAUGGAUGGAAAUUUUGUUGGCUUACCUCUCAAUUCACACGGAGAAUUAAUCAAGUUGAACUCAAGUGGUAAAGGGGAGUUUCAACAGACGAUAAAGCCAAGUAUCGCUGCAGCUUCUUCCAUUAACUUAGCCCAGAAUUGCAGUGUCAUCCCGAAUUGCUUGGGUAAGCAUUCAGAGUGCAGAAGUUGGGAAUGUAGAACAUCCCGCAGGGACCAGUCGAAUGAGUUCCCUGUCAAGGGCUAUAUGAAAGAGAACCCUUUUGUUGUCAUGCAAUCUAGAUUCGGUAUUACUGAAUGUCAACAGGAAGGAAAAACAAAUAUUGACUUGAAUUUGAUCAAAAGAAAAGAUCAUUCCUUUAAUACAGUAGAAAGGGACCUGCACCAGGAGAUUGAGCCUUACCAUGGACGCCAAGAAGAUUACCAGAAGAGCUGGAACCGUGAUCGUGUUUUGCCACAUUUGGUCCAAUCAAAAAUGCGUUUGAUGGGUAAAGAAUUUAUAGUUAGUGGAAACGAGCUUUGGAAGGAUAAUCAGAUCAUAGCUGAGCAUCAUUCUGGUGGUAAUGCCAUUGACAAUUUUGCAGUUUAUAGUCAGAAUGAAUCAUCUUUAGGGAAAUUCAAAGAAACUUUGGCUUGUUUAUCAGAAACUGAAAUCAAUCACAGAUCAGAAAGUAUGUUGCGACCUUUCUCGCACUUUGCCUUGCAAAGUACUGAUAUGCACCGGAAUGAUUUUGUCGCAAGCAAAAUAAAUCCCAUUCCUGGAUUACAUACUUGUCUUCCUCCCGUUAACUCCUCCGCUGUUCAUAAUAUGAGAUCUAAAGUCCGGGAUCCCAUCACCCAUGGAUGUGAAUUCAAAAUAGUUAGUUCUGAGUUCCCUAUGCCAAGACCUUCUUCUCAGGGAUUGCCUCGUGCUCCAAGGUCAGUGAUCCGAUUUCCAUUCAUGCACCCGGAUCUCGAAGGUCAUUCACAAUCAUCUUGGUCUCAGUGCUCUCCUAAGAACGUUUCCCCAUUGUUGUUUGAUGUUGCUGAAAGGGAAGCAUUGUUGAGUUAUGGCCAAUCAUACUCUAAUUUGGGCAGCAGUUAUGACCCCCUUACUUUGCCGGGAACUAAUUGUUGGUGUGAUCCUCGGGUAUCGUUGACACAUGAAGCUAUGCACAAUUCUUUCUCUGGUUCUGCCUUUCAGAAUUCAAUUGCUCCAGCUCCAUUGACUCAGCGUGCACUUGUGUCUUGCUACUCUGGGAUUGUGCCAAAUUCAAUUUUGCAGAAGAGAUAUGGAAGUCAAUUAAAAUUCAAAGAACCAACCAGGUCAAGAAUGAGAAUUAGAGGACCUAGCCAUGGCAAGAAAGCCAGAAAGCGGGCUUCGGCUGCAUCAGAUGAUUCUUUUAAGCCCAUGAAGAUGCCUAAGUUGGGAAUUCAAGAAGUAUCUAAUUUUUCUAUGACAAAAUCAAUGACCUGCGUUAAUUUUGAAGGUGAAGCUGGAAAUAUUGGGCAACCAUUUCCAUCAGAUUUUGCCAAAAACAAAGAAAAAAUCAUGGCUUGUGGAGAAUACGAGAGUGAGAAGGAUGAACACAAGAUUUUAACCGGGAAGGAUCCGUUGAGUGGCACAGCAAGGUCAGGUCCCGUAAAGCUGACUGCUGGAGCAAAGCACAUACUCAAGGCCUGUUCUAGGAGAGGAUCACUCAAAUACUCAAUUUUGUUUCCGCCUACUAUGCCCACUUCGGCUUGA